Molecule: messenger RNA, 2076 nt
Organism: Nerophis lumbriciformis (worm pipefish)
Lineage: Eukaryota; Metazoa; Chordata; Actinopteri; Syngnathiformes; Syngnathidae
Source: RefSeq, a predicted model, not a curated record
AUGGGGCGACGUUCAACCUCCUCCACCAAGAGUGGGAAAUUCAUGAACCCAACAGAUCAGGCCAGAAAAGAAGCCAGAAAAAGAGAGUUAAAAAAGAAUAAAAAGCAGAGAAUGAUGGUGAGAGCAGCCGUGCUUAAGAUGAAGGACCCCAGACAGAUAAUCAGAGACAUGGAGAAAUUAGAUGAGAUGGAGUUCAAUCCAGUCCAACAGCCCUUGCUGAAUGAAAAAGUGCUGAGAGACAAGCGAAAGAAGCUGCGAGAGACAUUUGAACGAAUUGUCCGACUGUAUGAGCGAGAGAAUCCUGAAACCUACAAGGAUCUGCGCAAACUAGAACUGGAAUACGAGAGUAAAAGGGGUCAGCUGGCUCUCUAUUUUGAUUCGGUCAAGAAUGCAGAGUCUGUGGAGGUAGACAGUAUUCCCUUACCAGAUAUGCCACAUGCACCAUCCAAUAUUCACAUCCAGGACAUUCCUCUACCAGGGGCUCAGCCUCCUUCCAUACUGAAGAAGGGUCCAUUUUUUGGUAGAGCGCCUCCAUUUUUGUCAAUGUUGCCACCUGUGCCACGUUUACCCCCUGGGAAGAAACCUCCCGGGCCUCCCCCUGGGCCCCCACCACCACAAAUCCUGGCAAUGUAUGGUAUUCCUUCACGACGGCCUUACGGCAGUGACUUUGAACCUUCCAUUCCCGGUUUAGAGAAGACAUCAACAGACUUGGGAAGGGAUCAGGACAGCGGCAGUGGGAGCGACAGGGAUGAUGGAGACGAUGACGACAGCGACACAGAUGACAGUGAUGACGAGCGGGAUGAAGAUGGUGAAUCAAGAAAGGGAUCUGAUCGACACGAUAAAAGAGAUGAGGAAAGAGGUCGCAGUGUCCGUUUUGCAGACAUGCCCUCAGAUGCAUCCCACGAAGGAUCAAAGAAGAAAAAGAAGUCUGGAAAGAAGAACAAGGCCAUUACUCCUCUGCAGGCAAUGAUGUUAAAGAUGGCAGGUCAAUCUAUUCCUGAAGAGGAUGAAGAAGAUGAAGUCGAGGAAGAGUACAGUGAUGAAUCAGAUAGUUCGGACGCUGAAGACAAGGCGCCGUCAGGGGAACCUAGCCAAGCUAUUGCCGGUCAGCGUAUCCCCCCUCCAAGUGGCACAGCGGGCCAACCUCCACCUUUGCAGGGACCACCAAUGAGUGGGCCUCCACCUAUGGGUCCCCCACCAGCUCCACCGUUGAGGCCUCCUGGUCCACCUUCUGGUCCACCUCCUGGCCCUCCACCAGGUGCGCCUCCGUUCUUAAGGCCACUGGGUAUUCCUGGCAUGAGGUCUCCAAUACCUCGUCUUCUACCCCCUGGACCUCCUCCCGGACGCCCACCUGGUCCACCACCUGGGCCCCCUCCCGGUCUCCCUCCAGGCCCCCCACCACGUGGACCCCCUCCAAGGUUACCACCUCCAGCACCACCUGGUAUCCCACCCCCUCCCCCAAGAGCAGGAGGCCCUCCUCGUCCCCUGGCGCCGCCUCUUGCCCUCUUUCCUCCACCUCUCAGCGCCAAUGUUCUUAGUGCUCCUCCCAGCCUCGUACAGCGACAAAAAGGCCCGGGAUCCGGCCCGGAUGGCUCGUCAAUGUCCAUGCGCUCCAGCGUCAUGCAACUGCCCCCUCCUCCCGGUACUGCUGCGGCCUCUGCUGUCAGCCACCUCCACGCAGCCACAAUUGAAAAACGGGCCAACCUCACCUCUGUGGCUGGUGCUGGCGGCCUGGCAGCAGGCGCUGGCUCCGGGGCCACCAUCUCUGCCAAACCACAAAUUAUCAAUCCCAAAGCUGAGGUCACACGGUUUGUGCCCACUGCACUGAGAGUGCGAAGGGACAAGAUUGGUCCGGCACCUGGACCAGCGAUUGGUCCGCUUGAAAAAUCUGCUGUCGGGGCAAGGAGGGGAGAUGACGGUAUGGGAGGUGUCCAUGCUCACAACAAACAACACGCCUCUGCUUCUUCCAUUGGCAUGUCUCACCCAGCUCAGAUUGGUGCUGUGGCUCAACCCAGCAUGAAGACCAAGGAUCAGGUGUAUGAAGCAUUCAUGAGAGAGAUGGAGGGACUCCUUUGA